Ipomoea nil (Japanese morning glory) is the source of this 705-nucleotide messenger RNA. RefSeq lists its product as uncharacterized. Bases 1 to 705 code for a protein of 234 amino acids. NCBI's taxonomy places the organism in Eukaryota, Viridiplantae, Streptophyta, Magnoliopsida, Solanales, Convolvulaceae. The record is from RefSeq and is a predicted model, not a curated record. The transcript has a single exon.
AUGUCGACUAAUUCUAGCGAACGGACUGUCACCGCCGCUACACCGUCGACCACCACCACCCCAAACACCCUUUCUUCGGCUCACCACUUCAUCUCUAUGAAGUUAACCACCAAGAAUUUCCUAUUCUGGCGCACUCAACUUGUUCCAUUCCUCCGUGGACAGGGGCUCCUCGGGUUUGUCACCAGCGAUACGCCGUGCCCGCCGGCGACGCUGGACACGCCGGUUUCCGGCGAAGUUGCUUCCGGCACCACGUCCACCACCUCUCCGAAUCCUGCUCAUGGCGUCUGGAUACAGCAGGACCAAAGCAUUCUGUCGCUGCUUGUAUCCUCGAUGGCGGACGAAGUGUUAUAUCUCGCCGUCGGCCGCACCAUGUCGCAGGAGGUCUGGACAUCCAUCACAGCGGCGCUUGGUUCCUCCACACGGGCGAGAUGCCUUAAUCUCUUGGCGCAAUUCCAAUCGCUCAGGCAAGGCGACAGUACACCCGCCGAGUAUCUCGGCCACGCGCAAUUACUGGUGGAAGAUUUAGCGUUGGCCGGCCGUCCGGUCUCGCUUGAUGAACAAAACCUCUGGGCUUUCCGAGGACUCCGCCCCGAAUUCCAGUCGAUGGCUUCCUCCCGCAACUUUCGGACUAUCUCCAGGCCCAAGAAUUCAUCUGGGCAGAUGAAUUCUCCACUGCCGGCGCUUCCUCCGGGCACACUGCGUUGA